CUUAAUUGACCGGGGCAGCUCUAGCAGGACAGAAAUUUGACAAACUGACUUGUUGGUAAGGUGGCAUCCUAUGACGGUACCACAUUGAAAGUCACUGAGCUCUUCAUAUGAAAGGAGAGUGUCUCACCAGCGGUCACACUCCAGGAGGCAAGCAGCUUCACAGCACAUUCUGACCAUCACACACAGGCUUGGAGAGAGAGGGAGAGAGCGAGAGAGACCGAAUCAGCACCUAACACACAUUGCCAGAACCUGCUCGCUCCAGGGUGAGGAAUUCUUUACUUAAAAAGAUUGAAUUUCUCAAACCAGCAUUACUAUCUGUCCUCUCUCUCUGACAUGGAGCUCCACCGCCUCCGACACCACCACAUCCACCGGACUGACGACAAGCUCCAGAUGCUGAACCUCAACCAACGCCUGGAGACCUACCUGGGCCAAGUGAGGCUGCUGGAGAAGGAGAACAAGCUACUAUGCCAGGAGAUCCAGGCCCUGAGGGGCAGCGGCCAGGGGGGGCAGAUGGGCCUGGAGGACAAGCUGAGCCUGGCUAGGCAAGAGGUAGAGGAAGUCUGGAGGGAGAAGGAUCGGGUGGAGCUGGAGCUAGGGAGCCUGGGUGAAGAGCUCCACGUCCUGGGGCUGCAGAGACAGUGGGAGGCGGACGCCCAUGGGGAGGUGAAGAAGAAGCUGGCAGACAGCAGGAAGCAGAUGGAGGAGGAGAGGAGGGCUCAGAUCUGGUUAGGAGAGAAGGUGAGCCAGCUAGAGAAACAAAUCCAGUUCCAGAUAAAAACCCACCAGGAAGAUGUUGCCGGCUUCCAGGCUACACUAAUCCAUGUCAGACCUGCACUGCCACCCCCUCAACCCCAAACGUGCACCCAGCUGCCCAGCCUCCAGGAGCUGGGUGAGGAGUACUCCCAGAUGGCUGUCAGGGCGUGGCAUGAGGCGGCCAUGGUGUUUCAGGGCCAGGUAGACAGCCUGGACGAGUCUCUAAACCAGGCCAGAACCCAGUUGGCCCAGGUGGUCCAGGAGAAGAAUGAGAGCCAGCUGAAACUUCAGGCCCUGGAGAAUGAGCUGCAAUCAGCCCAGGAUAGAAGGCAGUGUCUGGAGAGAAGUGUGGUCAAACAGAGAGACAUGCAGAGGCAAGAGAUACAAAACCUGCAGGCCCAUCUGGACGUGUUGGAGAUGGAGAAGGGGUCGCUGGGAAAUCAGAUUGACACUCUCCUGACAGAAAGUAGGGGUCUGCUGCAGCUGAAGAUGUCUCUGGGCAUGGAGGUGGCCACAUACAGCGCUUUACUGGACAAUGAAAGUCUGCAGGGGGAUUUCUCUUCAACAAAUCAGCUAAGGAGUAUCUACAUCUCUGAUGGAGUGCCCAGCUCCCGAGGGGUUAAGCAAAGCUUCCAAACACAGCUGGCAACCAGUCACAUGGUCAGGCCCAUCUCUACCAUCCAUAGAGCAAGCCCACGAUCCAAUGUGACAAUGAUGUCCGCAUCACCAAUCUGGACUCGAAAUCGGGUAACCCUGAAUGAAACACCUGAGAGUUGUCGAAAGACAGAAGAGCAAAUCGACUUUGGCGUAGGGUCCAACCACCAGGUAAGUUGUUCAACGCCUUACCCCAAAGUACCACAGGACGGAAUUUCAGCCGACCCCUUCAGACCCCAAGAUGUCCAUAAAGAAGUCAACUAUACUGAGCCUCUCUCACCUCCCACUGAGGAGGCAGGAGUUGAUGUUGUAUCUUUGCUUGGAUCUGACCACAAGGAACAAUCCAUGUGGGAUAUGGAAAAGGAGGAAGAGGAUCAGAACAUAGUCAGAACCUGGUUUGCUGAAGAGAAACCCGUUCUGGAAUCUGCCAUGAGUCACCGGGUCGAGACCAGCUUCAGUAUGCCAACUGUGUUCAGCACUGAUGCUCAAGAGCUCUACAGCCCUUCAGUGAGCUAUGAGAGAGCAAGUUCGGUGACAGGGGCACAUUCUGCUUUCUCGGCGAAUGAUGAUAAUGAUGUACCUUUUGAAAUGUCUUUUGAAAAAGAGGAACCUCUACUAGAUAUGCCUUACGGUCCCAUGAAUGCAUCAGAGGAAAGAGAUCUUGAAACAGCAAAGAAAGAUGCUGAAUGGGCGGGAAACGAAGGCUUGGAAUCUGAAACUGCAUCAGUGCUAGAGCAAGCAUUUGAGACCUUCACAAGCAGUCAAGCUUUUGAGUAUGGGGCGGGGAAAAGUUACAGCAAGCCAAUAGAGCUCAACCAAGAGGACAAUACGUCAUAUGAAUCCACUCAAGCCUCCCACGGUUCAGAAGAGGCAUUUCGCCAUGUUAAAAGACUGGAGGAAGAUGUUAUUCAUCUCCCAAAAGAGGAUGACAAUUAUAUGUCUAACAAACAUGAGGAGCAAUUGGAAGAUGAAUUGCACCCCUAUGGGUAUGGUAAGGAUAAUCGUGAAAGAUUGCGAGGAUUCAUUAAGGAAAAUGAUAUGACAGAAAUAAUCGAUAAGUUCAACCAAGAGGAGAUGAUCUCAUAUGAAUCUGCUCAAGCUUCUCACUGGUCAGAAGAGGUAUUUCACCAUGUUGAAAGAGUGGAGGAAGGUGACAUAAAUUUCACAAAAGUGGAUGAUGAAAAUGAUAUGUCUAACAAACGUGAGGAACAACAUGCACUGAACCCCAAUGGGGAUGUAAAGGAUGAAUGGGAUAGAGUGGGAGGGUACAAUGAAGAGAAUGGAAUUGGAGAAAGAAUGGAUGAUUGGAAAGAAGCAAAGUAUCAUGUGAAAGAGGAAGAGAUGUGGAAUAACAGAGAAACCCAACCCAAUCGGUCUGAUCAAGGGUAUAUACCUUCAAAUGAAGAGAAACUAAAUCAAUUUGAGCAAGAGCAAAUACCUUCAGGCAGAGAGAAACUGAAUCAGUCUGAGCAAAGGUAUAUCAAUUCAAACGGAGAGAAACUGAAUCAAUCUGAGCCAGAGCAUAUACCUUCAGGCGGAGAGAAACUGAAUAUAUCCGACAAUGACAAAGAGGAUCAUGAUGAGGCAAACUACUGUCAAAAUAAUUCUGUUUCAUGGAGGGCUGAGCUAGAAGGCGACAGCUAUGCUCAGGACAACACACUAGCCGACACACACCCCUUGAUCCGUUACAAGAGUGACGAGACGGAUGUCAACACUCAGGCUUCACACAUGGGCGAGAGUGACUCCAGUGAUGGUGAAGAGGACAGGGAGGUUUGCCAGACAGGAACAGACACCUGGGGUGAAGGCAAGUCCAAACAGUUUGACACCAUGGAGGAUCUGUAUGAAGAGUCAGAAGGAGAUGUCAUAGAUCAGGACCGUAACAUGGGCUCCACUCACCAAGAGGACGUGGAUGCUAGCCAAACAAAGGAGCAUGCUACACAGGAGAACGAUGAGGAGAAUGCUGUAGAUCAGUUGAUUCAGGAGGCAGAAGAGGAGCAAUCCUAUGAGGAACUUACAGAACCUGGAGAGUACUCCAUGCUGUGCUCUGAUGAGGACUAUAAUGAAGAAAGAAUUGAUAGAUUGGUGGAGCAAGAGCUAGAGAAUUUAUCUAUAUCCAGUUACAGUGAACACUUUACUGGGCAGAUGAUUGAGAGCGAGUCAGUACUGAGUCUUCAAAUUGAGUCUCACACUGAACUUUCCCAGACACAAGACAUAUUAUACAGUGAGGAGGUAGAGCAGAUACACUCAGAGAGACUGAAUCAAUCUGAGCAAGAGUAUAUACCCUCAGGCGGAGAGAAACUGAAUCUAAAUGCACAAGAACACAUACCCUCAGAUGGAGAGAAAAUGAAUCAAUCUGAACAAGAGGAUAUAACUUCAGGAGGAGAGAAACUGAAUCAAUCUGAACAAGAGUAUAUAACUUCAGGCGGAGAGAAACAGAACGUAAAUGCACAAGAACACAUACCAACAGACGGAGAGAAAAUGAAUCAAUCCGAGUCAGAGUAUAUAACUUCAGGUGGAGAGAAACUGAAUCAAUCCGAGUCAGAGUACAUAACUUCAGGCGGAGAGAAACUGAAUCUAUAUGUGCAAGAACACAUACCCUCAGAUGGAGAGAAACUGAAUCAAUCCGAGACAGAGGAUAUAACUUCAGGCGGAGAGACAAUGGAUAUAUGUGAGCAAGAACAUAUACCCUCAGAUGGAGAGAAAAUGUAUCAAUCCGAGCCAGAGCAUAUACCUUCAAAGAGAGAGAAACUGAAUCAAUCUGGACGCGAAAAUAUACCUUUAGGUGGAGAGAAACUGAAUCAAUCUGGGCGAGAAAAUAUACCUUUAGGUGGAGAGAAAAUGAAUCAAUUCGAGCCAGAGGAUAUAACUUCAGGCGGAGAGACACUGGAUAUAUGUGAGCAAGAACAUAUACCCUCAGAUGGAGAGAAAAUGUAUCAAUCCGAGCCAGAGCAUAUACGUUCAAACAGAGAGAAACUGAAUCAAUCUGGACGCGAAAAUAUACCUUUAGGUGGAGAGAAACUGAAUCAAUCUGGGCGAGAAAAUAUACCUUUAGGUGGAGAGAAAAUGAAUCAAUUCGAGCCAGAGGAUAUAACUUCAGGCGGAGAGACACUGGAUAUAUGUGAGCAAGAACAUAUACCCUCAGUUGGAGAGAAAAUGUAUCAAUCCGAGCCAGAGCAUAUACGUUCAAACAGAGAGAAACUGAAUCAAUCUGAACAAGAGUAUAUAACUUCAGGCGGAGAGAAACAGAACGUAAAUGCACAAGAACACAUACCAACAGACGGAGAGAAAAUGAAUCAAUCCGAGUCAGAGUAUAUAACUUCAGGUGGAGAGAAACUGAAUCAAUCCGAGUCAGAGUACAUAACUUCAGGCGGAGAGAAACUGAAUCUAUAUGUGCAAGAACACAUACCCUCAGAUGGAGAGAAACUGAAUCAAUCCGAGACAGAGGAUAUAACUUCAGGCGGAGAGACAAUGGAUAUAUGUGAGCAAGAACAUAUACCCUCAGAUGGAGAGAAAAUGUAUCAAUCCGAGCCAGAGCAUAUACCUUCAAAGAGAGAGAAACUGAAUCAAUCUGGACGCGAAAAUAUACCUUUAGGUGGAGAGAAACUGAAUCAAUCUGGGCGAGAAAAUAUACCUUUAGGUGGAGAGAAAAUGAAUCAAUUCGAGCCAGAGGAUAUAACUUCAGGCGGAGAGACACUGGAUAUAUGUGAGCAAGAACAUAUACCCUCAGAUGGAGAGAAAAUGUAUCAAUCCGAGCCAGAGCAUAUACCUUCAAACAGAGAGAAACUGAAUCAAUCUGGACGCGAAAAUAUACCUUUAGGUGGAGAGAAAAUGAAUCAAUCCGAGCCAGAGGAUAUAACUUCAGGCGGAGAGACACUGGAUAUAUGUGAGCAAGAACAUAUACCCUCAGAUGGAGAGAAAAUGUAUCAAUCCGAGCCAGAGCAUAUACCUUCAAACAGAGAGAAACUAAAUCAAUCUGAACAAGAGUAUAUAACUUCAGGCGGAGAGAAACAGAACGUAAAUGCACAAGAACACAUACCAACAAACGGAGAGAAAAUGGAUCAAUCCGAGCCAGAGUACAUAACUUCAGGCGGAGAGAAACUGAAUCAAUCCGAGCCAGAGUACAUAACUUCAGGCGGAGAGAAACUGAAUCAAUCCGAGCCAGAGUACAUAACUUCAGGCGGAGAGAAACUGAAUCUAUAUGUGCAAGAACACAUACCCUCAGAUGGAGAGAAACUGAAUCAAUCUGAACAAGAGGAUAUAACUUCAGGAGGAGAGAAACUGAAUCAAUCUGAGCCAGAGUAUAUAAUUUCAGGCGGAGAGAAACUGAAUCAAUCCGAGACAGAGGAUAUAACUUCAGGCGGAGAGACAAUGGAUAUAUGUGAGCAAGAACAUAUACCCUCAGAUGGAGAGAAAAUGUAUCAAUCCGAGCCAGAGCAUAUACCUUCAAACAGAGAGAAACUGAAUCAAUCUGGACGCGAAAAUAUACCUUUAGGUGGAGAGAAAAUGAAUCAAUCCGAGCCAGAGGAUAUAACUUCAGGCGGAGAGACACUGGAUAUAUGUGAGCAAGAACAUAUACCCUCAGAUGGAGAGAAAAUGUAUCAAUCCGAGCCAGAGCAUAUACCUUCAAACAGAGAGAAACUAAAUCAAUCUGAACAAGAGUAUAUAACUUCAGGCGGAGAGAAACAGAACAUAAAUGCACAAGAACACAUACCAACAAACGGAGAGAAAAUGGAUCAAUCCGAGCCAGAGUACAUAACUUCAGGCGGAGAGAAACUGAAUCUAUAUGUGCAAGAACACAUACCCUCAGAUGGAGAGAAACUGAAUCAAUCUGAACAAGAGGAUAUAACUUCAGGCGGAGAGAAACUGAAUCAAUCCGAGCCAGAGUACAUAACUUCAGGCGGAGAGAAACUGAAUCUAUAUGUGCAAGAACACAUACCCUCAGAUGGAGAGAAACUGAAUCAAUCUGAACAAGAGUAUAUAACUUCAGGCGGAGAGAAACAGAACGUAAAUGCACAAGAACACAUACCAACAAACGGAGAGAAAAUGGAUCAAUCCGAGCCAGAGUAUAUACCUUCAGGCGGAGAGAAACGGAAUCAAUCCGAGCAAGAAAAUAUACCUUCAGGCAGAGAGACACUGGAUAUAUGUGAGCAAGAACAUAUACCCUCAGACAGAGAGAAAAUGAAUCAAUCCGGUCCAGAGUAUAUACCUUCAGGUGGAGAGAAACUGAAUCAGUCUGUGCAAGAGUGUAUACCUUCAGGUGCAGAGAAACUGAAUCAGUUUGAGCAAGAGUGUAUACCUUCAGGUGCAGAGAAACUGAAUCAGUCUGAGCAAGAGUGUAUACCUUCAGGUGCAGAGAAACUGAAUCAGUUUGAGCAAGAGUGUAUACCUUCAGGUGCAGAGAAACUGAAUCAGUUUGAGCAAGAGUGUAUACCUUCAGGUGCAGAGAAACUGAAUCAGUCUGAGCAAGAGUGUAUACCUUCAGGUGCAGAGAAACUGAAUCAGUUUGAGCAAGAGUGUAUACCUUCAGGUGCAGAGAAACUGAAUCAGUCUGAGCAAGAGUGUAUACCUUCAGGUGCAGAGAAACUGAAUCAGUCUGAGCAAGAGUGUAUACCUUCAGGUGCAGAGAAACUGAAUCAGUCUGAGCAAGAGUGUAUACCUUCAGGUGCAGAGAAACUGAAUCAGUCUGAGCAAGAGUGUAUACCUUCAGGUGCAGAGAAACUGAAUCAGUCUGAGCAAGAGUGUAUACCUUCAGGUGCAGAGAAACUGAAUCAGUCUGAGCAAGAGUGUAUACCUUCAGGUGCAGAGAAACUGAAUCAGUCUGAGCAAGAGUGUAUACCUUCAGGUGCAGAGAAACUGAAUCAGUCUGAGCAAGAGUGUAUUUCCUCAAAGGUUAUGUAUUCGGUGCACUCUAGGAUUCUAAUGACAUCUGAUCACACAUCUCUUAGAGAAGGUUCAGUAGAAAUAUCCAAAGAAGAAUAUUUGGCUCAAGGUAAGGUAUUCAGUGGGGGACUGGGAACUGAAGCUGUACCAGACAAAAUAGAAGGACAGGAUGACCAGAGCCUUUAUAUGUCAACUCAUGCAGACUUCACUGAAAUCCAUUCUAUCUACAGCAGUUUAAACAGCAGGCCUGAGAGUCAAACCGACAUGAACAACUUGGAUAUAGAAGAGUCCAACAGCACAGAUGAUGAGUCGCCAAAUGCAAGCCAGUAUUUGCAACCUGUCACCAAAGCAAAUCUAACUGCAGAUCAGGAAGACUUGUUAGAUGUGGCAGUCUCUCACUAUGAGGAUUGCAAUACUCUUAUUGAACAUUCUGCAGAAGAGGUCACUAGCUAUCAGGCAAGUAAUGAAUGUCUUCAGACAGAUGAAUGGGAAGUCUUAGAAAGUCCAAACAAACACCUAGAAUCUGGAGAUCCUUUUGCAGGUCACAAGAGAGACUCGGAGAGAUCAUCCAAAACUGACAGCGAAGGCCGGGACCUCCACAGCUUCCUCAGCUCUGGUGUACACAACAACUUCUGGGGUUCCAAUCUGGAGACAGGAGCCCCCUAUCAACCGGAUGAGCCAUAUGACCAUGUGACCGAGCUACCCAAUCAGAACCUAGCCUUGGCUAACAACCUAUCCUGGGUGGAUUUGGAGAAUCCACAGGCAACUAAUUGGAACACAAAGAUGGACAGUGACACACCUAAAGCUUCCACCCUUGAAGAAGAGGACAAACAGAUGCCCUCACAGGUGAAGCAGCUGGUUUGUAAAGAUGUGGUAGAGGGUGUGAAUGUUACUUCUGAAGGUUCUGAAGGUGGAGACUCCUGGUCAUCUGGGGAAGAAUAGGAACAAUUUCAGCAUGGUUUCUAUAAAGGAGUAAAGUAGAAGUAACAAGUGUUACUGAGAGUGUAAAACUAUUUACAUUUUACAGGCUUUGAAUUUGAGCAUUGAUUCACAUUGAUCCUCACAGUGGAAAGUAAAUGAAACGAUAAUUUCAUCCAAACAUGAAUGUACUAUGUCACAGAAUGUCAUGACAAUUCAGUGCUGUCCGGGAUCCUUGGGAUGUCCCUACCCUAAACCCUAACUAUAACCAUAAUCCUUACCUACACCAUUUAAAAUGUCAACUUCAAUGGGGUAGGGACGUCCCAAGGAUGCGAGAUAGCACAGACCGUCAAAUAUUUAUGCUGUUUUCAAAAACCAAAAAGUUGUGCUUUGGUACACACCCUGCUGGCACUAACCACCAGUGUACCUACUCCAUUUCAAGACAUUGAGGGCCAUUUUUUGUAAGUUUUACAAAUUGAUGAACAAAAGUAACUUAAUUAAAAACCAAAGAAAGGACAUUUGAAAGUCAAAGCAUUCCGAACUGGCAUUAAUUGAUAGUUGAUUUGAUUGCACUGAUUGAUUUCCUGACUCAGCCCCUGUCCUUCAAUCAGAGCAAAAGUGAGAACCAAGGUAUUUCACUGCACAAGACCUGGGAGCUUGUUUAUUCUAGCAGCAACUGUUAUCUUAACAUCUUAAGUCCAUUUGAUAAGGACUCCAGCUGUGCCUUCAGAAAGUAUUCAUACCCCUUUAACUUACUCCAUUGAAUAGUGUUAUUUAUGAUUAUCAUUUGAUAUUUCAACUCACACACACUACAAGCAGCAAAUCAAAUCAAAUUGCAUUAGUCACAUGCGCCGAAUACAACAGGUGUAGUAGACCCUACAGUGAAAUGCUUACUUACGAGCCCCUAACCGACAGUGCCUGUUUAAAAAAAUACAGAUAAGAAUAAGAGAUAAAAGUAACAAGUAAUUAAAGAGGAGCAGUAAAAAAUAACAAUAUAUACAUGGGCGUGCCGGUACAGAGUCAAUGUGCAGGGGCACCGGUUAGUUGAGGUAGCAUGUACAUGUAGGUAGAGUUAUUAAAGUGAUUGUGCAUAGAUGACAACAGAGAGUGGCGGUGGGGUGGAGAGGGGGGGGUGAAUAGUCUGGGUAGCCAUUUGUCUAGAUGUUCAGCAGUGCAUGGUUUGAAAUCCCAGAAGAACAGUUUGCCUUCAUUUUAUUAAAGCGUUUCACAACACAGUGUCACAAUGUAUAACUAACAUACAAUGAAACAACAUGGUGCCAUAUUAGUUAUGCUUUGUUCACGAUUACAGCAAAAAUAAACUUGUGUUGUUCUUUGGCUAGUGUUCUCUCUGUAGAAAUGCACGCAAAAAAAGCAUACCUGGAAAAAUAAAACAAAUUGACAAAUA
Messenger RNA from Oncorhynchus masou masou (cherry salmon), 9610 nucleotides. RefSeq names its product tanabin-like. The record is from RefSeq and is a predicted model, not a curated record. Lineage: Eukaryota; Metazoa; Chordata; Actinopteri; Salmoniformes; Salmonidae. The transcript is spliced from 5 exons. Gene Ontology annotation, cellular component: intermediate filament. The coding region runs from base 334 to 8229 and encodes 2631 amino acids. Gene Ontology annotation, molecular function: CCR5 chemokine receptor binding; intermediate filament binding. Gene Ontology annotation, biological process: positive regulation of intermediate filament depolymerization.